This is a messenger RNA of Clupea harengus (Atlantic herring), 3041 nucleotides long. RefSeq names its product zinc finger protein 740b (gene znf740b). NCBI's taxonomy places the organism in Eukaryota, Metazoa, Chordata, Actinopteri, Clupeiformes, Clupeidae. Gene Ontology annotation, biological process: regulation of transcription by RNA polymerase II. The record is from RefSeq and is a predicted model, not a curated record. Gene Ontology annotation, cellular component: nucleus. Gene Ontology annotation, molecular function: DNA-binding transcription factor activity, RNA polymerase II-specific.
GGGUCAUGUGCGUCAGAUUCUGGGACUGCCUUGGUCACAUGGUACCGCUUUCCCUCGGGAGCACUUCCGGUAGCGUUUCCUGUGUUUGUAAACUGAGAAAAACUGUAAGUCUGAUAAGAUACACUGAUCGGCGAGCACCAGAAAAAGGAAGGCGUGAGCCCCCCGAUGCGUGGGGUUUGUGAGGGUCUGUUAUCACACACCCCGCCUUCUAUCCCCACGUGACGUGUUCUCCCCCCCCCCAAUACACGCACACACUCUCACCACGGCGAUGUCACACCUUCCCAACAACUCAGUCCGAGACCAUAUGAAAUGGGCUGGGUUGCUGGGCUGUGAGGCGGUGCUGUCCAGCAUGGCGCUCAUGCAGGCCAACUCCAUGUCUGGCCACAAGAAGAUGGUGACUCCGCUUGGUCCAGGGCAGAGGGAGAACCAGGAGGGCCCCCACAGCCACGGUCACGGCCACGGGCACGGUCACGGUCAUGGGCACGGUCAUGGGCACAGCCACAGCCACAUGGUGCUGCCCUCUGGAGUCAGCUGCUCGCCCGUGGUGAGACAGCCGCAGAACACGGAGCAUAUGAUCCGUAAGGACGGGGAGUUCCACUCGUCGCGGUUGCUCGACGAGAAGGACAUGCGAGCCAGCCAGAGCCAGAACAUGCAGCCCAAGAAGAAGCACCGCAAGUCGGGCACACCCAACAAACUGCGAGAGAAACCACAGUGUGUUCUUCAGAUUGAAGUGCCUGACAUCCAUGAUGAUCUGAGCAAAGUCCAGAAGAACUUCAUCUGUGAGCAUUGCUAUGGUGCUUUCCGCAGCAGUUACCACCUGAAGCGUCACAUCCUCACGCACACCGGAGAGAAGCCAUUUGGGUGUGAUGUGUGUGACAUGCGGUUCAUCCAGCGCUACCACCUGGACAGACACAAGCGAGUUCACAGUGGCGAGAAACCCUACCAGUGUGACCGCUGCCAUCAGAACUUCUCAAGGACCGACCGGCUGUUGCGACACCGGCGCCUGUGUUCGGUGGGCAUUGCCAAGGAGGAGAACCAGUCGUGCUGUGAGGGCCGGCCGUACUCACAGGAGCCUCAAGCCCAGCACACAGCCACCUGGAGCCCCUUACAGUCCCCCAAUGGACGCCUGGCCGUCUGACCACCUCCCCAUCUGUGUACCGCCAGCCAGCCGGCCAGCCAGCCUGUCUAUCUGUCUGCCUGUCUGUCUGCCUUCCCCACCAGCCCAGCUAUCCAUCCAUCCAUCCUACUCUGGCAGCACAGGGCUGCAGGGAAUUACUGUAGUUCAGCAAUGCCACUCACACACACUCACACACACACACACACACACACACACACACACACACACAAACACAUGAAGCUUCGUACACUGGAACAGACCAGGCCUGCUGACUGAGCUGGAUGAACUGGGGCAGAUACACUAGACUCACAUAGACUGUUGUUUUGUCAGUCUCUCCUGCCUCAUAUCUAGACUGAUGGACAAUGAAGACUUUUCUACUCAUUGUAAUGAACAUAAAAAAAAAAGUGUUUUUCUUUCUCUAGUUUGUUACAUAGUUGGUACUGAAACUAGAUUUGGAUGGGCUUAGUUGUAUUGUCGUCACAUCAUGGCAAUAAUGUAUUCACUUAUUAAACUGUAAGAUGAUAAUGUUUCUGUCGGAAAGGCUCUGUGGAAGAAUGUUCCAGAGCAUUCUUCAGCAGAGAUAUGGGAGUCCCCUACGUGUCUAUGUGACUUAAGACUCCAUGCACAGGAUGGCUCUCUAGGCACAUCUGUCGAGGCGCACAGCUGCAUGAGGUUCCACUACGCACCACCGCAGUGAGAGGAUUUAGAACCUGCUGAACACAUACAGUAUGAAAAAGGGGCCUUUUCACUCAGAUUUUUAAAAAGAUCAGUUCUGUUCCUUUACCGUUCAUGUUGGCUGUGAUCCGUUUUGCUCUUAUAGAAACCAUGUUUGUAGAUCCAGUUCUCGACUGUGAUUAGACUCGAUAUUAAUGUUACUCUGGAAGUACGCUCGAUCAUCAUGAGUAAAUACAUUUUUUUAUUGUAUGGACUGCUGCCAAGCAGUCAGUAGGCUCAGUUGACCUGUCAAAAGUGCCAUUCAUUACUGCAUUUUGUGCUUAUUCCAGUUCCAACCCUUCAGAUUGCCCAGGCAGCUGUGGUACCCUCAUGUGUCUGCUUGUCUCACAAGUCCCUGUGACUUAAGGUUCAUCUCUUUGUAAGGUCAGACAUCGGAAAUGUAACGGGCUUAAGGUGUUGGCUGACCAAUUGCUCUGACGAAGCCUGGCCAGUCAGGUCUACAUAUGGAACUGUUCUUUUUUUUUUUUUUUGUUCUUGAUGUGGAUGUCUCAUUGGUCAAGGAAUGUUGUGAUGCAGUUAGGCCACGCACCUAAAUCUCAAGUACUGUUUGUCAGUUUUUAUUUAAAUUUUUUUUAAAGCACUGGAUUCAUGAAGCCAAAAGUAAGGGGGAAAGGGUUGUUAUUAAAUACUUCUCAGUAGACUUCUCUUUGCCCCAGAGGAUGGCUUAAUUUAAGACCAGCAGUUUUCUGAAUCAGUGUUGUAUUAAGAAGUCAAAUUAGGUCACUUACCAGGAGAUGGUUUUUAGCUCCUUUCUCUGACCACAGGCGGUUUUUCUACCUGCUGAAUUUAAGUUAAUAUAUAUAUUUUUUUAAUUUUCAAAAAAAAAAAAAAAAAAUGUUCCUAGGAAAGUUGUAGUGUAGAAUAGCAAACAAAGGUUAGGUUAAUUGUUUUUUUUAUGUUUCCUUUUAAAAAAUAGUUUUGCAUGAAGUUUUGAUCCUCUGCCCUAUACCUUAAAGGGGUAUUUUUUUUGUUUUGUUUUGUUUUUUUGUUGUUUGUUUUGUUUGUUUUUUUUGGUUAAGAAAAGAGGAAAGUGGGUAAAAAUUUGUUAGAAAAAAAUGCCUGUUUUUAUUCUUUUUUUAAAAUUUUAUUAUUUCUCCUAAACAAAUGAAGUUAAUGAUGACCCUAGAGUAGUGAGUGAAGAUGUAGGGCCCAGAAGAGAAACUAAAUAAAGUGUUUCCCUCUUUUUAAA